UUUUCGUUCGCCCCCUUCGUUCUUUUGCCUCCGGCUCCCUCUUAGUCGAGUUGAAUCUCGACUUCCCCUCUUUCUUUUCGUUCUUCGAGAUCACCUCCUUUGACAGGACAGCAGCCGCAAAACCUCAGGGAGGCAUAUUCCAAACGUCUAGAUCGACGCAUUCCUGUCCAGUCCCCACGCCAGCCCCUACACACCUCGACGGUCUUUUUAGCUCACGUUAAUCAUCAUGCGCGUCCUCUCCGCUUUCGUCGCCUCGUCCCUCCUUGCCGGCCUUGCCGCUGCGCUCCCCGCUCCCCAGGGUGGUGCCCUCCUCAAGCGCACCGACUCUAGCUACUACGGCUCCAGCGACUCGUCGUCGGGCAGCAGCUACGGCAGCUCCUCUUCCAGCAGCUACGGCGGCUCGUCGUCGAGCAGCUCCUCCGGCAGCUACAGCGGUUCUUCGUCUGGCAGCAGCUAUGGCAGCUCUGGCUCCGGCUCCGGCAGCUCGUCGGGCAGCUACGGUGGCUCGUCGAGCUCCAGCAGCGGCUACGACUCGUCGAAGUCGUCGUCCUCUUCCAGCUCCGACUGCAUGAGCAGCGGCUCGUGCGACAGCUCCUCGAGCAAGAGCUCCUCCUCGUGCUCUGGCAGCUCUUGCGACAGCAUGUCCUCUUCGUCGUCGUCUGCCUACAUGGCGCAGUCCACCAUGUACGAGGCUACCUCUUCCGCCCUCGCGACCUCGACGAGCUCGAGCUACGGCUCCAUGUACACCAGCCCCUCGUACGGCUCUGGCUCCAGCAACUGGGGCAGCUCCGGCUACAACGACUGCGUGCAGCAAUGCAUUGCGUCGUUCGGCCCCCCUCCCGCGAGCUACACUCCCCCCAGCAGCACCAGCGGUGGUGACAGCGCGGGCAGCACUGGCACUGGCGCCACCCACACCGUCAUCGUCGCCCCCACCCAGGGUGUCCUCCGCUACAUUCCCUUCGCCGUGAACGCAUCCGUCGGCGACACCGUCAUGUUCAUGUGGGGCGCCAAGAACCACACCGUCACCAAGUCCUCGCAGCUCGAGCUUUGCAACAAGACUAGCGACGCGCCCUUCGCGUCCGGUGAGCAGAACGCGCCGUUCACGUUCACCCAGGUCGUCAACUCCACCGACCCGAUCUUCUACUACUGCGGUACCCCCGGCCAUUGCCAGAAGGGCAUGUUCGGUAUGAUCAACCCCCCUUCGGUCUACAACGCUGCCUCCUCCGUUAGCCAGAUGAUGGGCUCUGCCGUCUCCAACUCCUCCGACAUGGCCGCGAUGAUGGCGUACACCGACAAGAUGACCAACGGCUCGACUCAGGCUGCCAACUGGGGUGCGAACAUCGACAUGUCGAGCAUGCCCGACUGGGCCCACAGCUCGGUCCUCGAGAACGUCCUCUACACCCGUGCCUUCCUCGGUGCUAACCGCGAGACCCUCAAGGACGACGGCACCGUCGACCUCAACUCCAACGGCGCGCCCCUCUCGCUCCCCACCGACAUGACGACCGUGAACAACGCCGUCGAUGCCUCGCCCGCUGCGUCGGCUGCCGCGUCCACCUCUGCCGCCCCUGAGGCGCCCUCGACCUCCGCGGCCGGCGCUGCUGCCUCCACCACCGCGAAGCCCAACGGCGCUGCGUCCAACGUCGCGUCGAGCGCGCUCUUCGGUGUCGCCGCCAUCGCGGCCGCCAUGCUCGCGCUCUAAGCGUGAGGUGUAGGGUUCCCUUACGAUCGUCGUUGUGUACAUGGACACUCAUGGACUAAGGCGCCGUCUAUAGCCAUAGCUCUCGGACACUUCUCGCGCAAUGUAGAUUGCUACGAUACCGCUUUCCACCUUGGUGUUUUCUGCUGCGCUCACGGACUCUCGGACUCUUUCUAGCUAUACCUCCUGCCGUAUUGCUGCUCUCGUGAUCUCUUACCCUUUUUUACCUUACACUACUCGCAUGCGAGGAAAAGGUCCCCACAUAGCAUUAGGGCAGUCGCUGAUUAGGUAGCAAUACUAUCAGGUCUGACGCCUCC
This is a messenger RNA of Trametes versicolor FP-101664 SS1, 2013 nucleotides long. RefSeq lists its product as uncharacterized. Gene Ontology annotation, molecular function: electron transfer activity. The transcript is spliced from 3 exons. The record is from RefSeq and is a predicted model, not a curated record. NCBI's taxonomy places the organism in Eukaryota, Fungi, Basidiomycota, Agaricomycetes, Polyporales, Polyporaceae. Bases 227 to 1699 code for a protein of 490 amino acids.